AUGGUGCAGAAAAAUGCCUGGAAAUGGAACGUCGCCCGUACGGUGUACCCAGCUUGUUCCGCGUGUCUCGCAUUACUCGGCCGAGUGAAUACACUUACGUGGAGGUUGGCCGGCCCAGCCUUGUGGGGGGCUGAGCUUCUCAAGCAAAAGGGAUUGCAACGGAGAUAUCCAGCGGCCUUCCCAAUUGUUCAUGUCGCCACGGAUCGUCGUUGGAUCGCCUGGUCGUCGGCCGUCUCAGCAAACUUGCAUGAAUCCUCUUCGUCCAAUGUCUUCAGAGCGGCACUUUGGGAGAAAACAUCAACAGACUCGACAAACUUGCUCGCGACGGGCACUGGCCAGCGUUCCGAUUCACGGCUUGGCCGAGCCCAGGGCCACUAUGCGCGAAGACGUUGUGGUGGACGUGUCUUCAGUCAUCUGUUGCCCAAGAGCCGCGAGUCUCAAACAAUUGGUGCCGGAACCCUGCGACCAACAUCGUUUCACAGCUGGGGUCUCUCAUCGCGACCUGCCAAGGAGGCAUAA
Messenger RNA from Colletotrichum phormii, 519 nucleotides. RefSeq lists its product as uncharacterized. The record is from RefSeq and is a predicted model, not a curated record. The transcript is spliced from 2 exons. The coding region runs from base 1 to 519 and encodes 172 amino acids. NCBI's taxonomy places the organism in Eukaryota, Fungi, Ascomycota, Sordariomycetes, Glomerellales, Glomerellaceae.